Molecule: messenger RNA, 6589 nt
Organism: Patella vulgata (common limpet)
Lineage: Eukaryota; Metazoa; Mollusca; Gastropoda; Patellidae
Exons: 11
Coding region: 324-4946 (1540 amino acids)
Biological process (GO): negative regulation of actin filament polymerization
Cellular component (GO): cytoplasm; cytoskeleton
Molecular function (GO): protein binding
Source: RefSeq, a predicted model, not a curated record
AAAGUCGCUUGACAGCUGUGAUUUUUAGGGAAGAGUUUUUGAUUCUGCAUUAUGAUAUGAUGUCAAAAUAUCUCUCCCAGAAGACCGUUGAUGAUGACAUUACAUGCCAGUCUGAACAAAAAGUCGAUUUGUAGAUCCUGUUUUGGAUCAUUUUGUAUUAUUUAGUUCAGGCUUUAUACUUUAUAAACUACCGGUACUUAACUAGAAGUGUGCAAUAAGGAAUCUGGUGUGCCCGGGUCAGGGUGGUGGUUACUGUAAGUGCCUGGUGCUAUUGAUAUGUAAAAUCAAGCCCCAUCCCAUCAAGGGGAUUUCGUGAAAACAAUAUGGCAGCAACACAAGUAACAUAUGUGAUGGGGACAGCAGAGGUGAAGAGAAGAGAACCUAAUGGAUUUGAUCAGCCGUAUGAAAGUAUAACAUCCCCUACAUUUUAUGAUGGAAAGUGUUCAUGUUGUCCGUAUGGCUAUCAUAUUGACUUGGACUUUGUUAAUUAUUGUGAGUCCAUGGCAAAUGGUGGAACACUUAAAAACCUUCGAAGAAUUCAACGCACAAAAAGAAAACUACGGAAAUCUAUGGAAGUGAUGCUUCAACAAGAUUCUUCUAGAAUGGAUGAGAUGUCAACACCACCACCUGACGUUGUCCAUUCUACAGAGGCAUCACGACUCAUGAAUAUGGUGGAGUAUGAACAAACGUCUUCACAUCAAGUGCUACAUGAAAUAGAUUCCUCAGUGGAUGCUAGAAUACAGAGAAUUAUGGAAGUCACUGGUCAACAACAACAACAACAACGCUAUGCCAGUUCAGAUAGCGAUGAAAAUUAUUACACAGUCAAAAAGACAGAAUUCAGUACAUUCCCCCGUCAUAACUCUGGUGGAGAAUCUUUUGAAUCCUCCCACAUUGCUACCUCUCUGUCUACCUCAGGUAGAACAGAUUCCUUAAGUUCUUUGUCGUCCGUAUCUACACUUUCCAGUGAGCAUCAGGGACAUGGAACGCUUCACACUAUGCAGGUUACAGGUAUGCUAGCAGAUCAAGAUUUACCUGAUACAGUACAACAGAAAUAUCAUACAGUGACAUCUGCACAGCUAGCUGCUACCCUAGAAUCCCACAUGUCAACAACAGAAGUGACGUCAACCACUACUACUGACAGUCAUACAGUGACGAUCAGUAGAGCCUCCUUACAAGCAAUACGUGAAGCAGUUGCUGUCAGUCUUAAGCGCAUGAAGGAGUUAGAAGAACAAGCUAAAGCCAUUCCAAUUUUACAAGUACGAAUAUCUGUGCUCAAAGAGGAGAAGCGUCUGCUAAUGCUACAGGCUAAAGCUAAUAGAAACAAUCGGGUUUUAACGAGAACAGUUGGUACUGGAGAUAACCAAAUUAACAUAGAUUAUGAUAAAAUGACAAGUACUCCAAGAAGUUUUGAUUUCCAAUUUUCACCCCGUGCAGCUUCUCCUAUGACUCUUGGAAAUAAAACACCACCUGCCGUAUCCCCUAAACCCAAAAUAAGACAUAUUGGUAUUGGAGACCACAGCGUGAUAGAACCUUACCUUCUCCAGCCAUUCCUACCAACUGGUUACACCACAAGACAUAAUGAAGUUCAGAAUGAAAUCAGAUCACACACCUACGAAAGAGAAAUAAUUCACUCUCCUCAUGUGCAAACAGUACUAAAAAGCAGUCCAAGAACUGUAACACGUAGCAUAGGUGUUGGAGAUGGAAAUGUUAUGGGUAAUUCUGGUGUUCAGAUUCAUGAGAAAGAGCUGCGUACUGUUAUUAUUGGUGGACCGGGUUCAGUGAGUAAGAGAAAUGUGGGUAUUGAAUGUCGAGUACCAACCCGUGAUGUGGGAAUAAUGUAUGUAUGUGAUGAAGAAAAACCUGCAACAAGAACAGUGGGCAUUAAUGUUGAUACAGGUAGUUUACUAACUUCUCUUAGUUUUAAGAAGGAGGAAUUGAGUUCUGCUCUACGGGAAGUGUUACACCAUAGUGUUCGUUCUAUAGGUAUAAACUGUAACUUAAAACCACAGAUGGUGAACACAGGAACAAGUAGUGAGCGAAUGAGAUGUAUUAGCGUAGGUUGUGGUGAUGAUCGUAUAGAUAUCGAUAUCCGACCAACCACCAUUAAAAAAUCAGUUGGUGUUGUUGCUCGUCCAGAAAUUUCCAAUAGAAGCAUGAAUACUGAAAGAGGGUGGAUGCUGGAUUCCUCUACUAAUACUCCAAUCAUAGACAGACGGUCAAAAGGUACAUCAACAGAUAAAGCCAGACAGUGUUUCAAUUCUACGAACACUGAAUCUGUGGGUCAUAAACAUGCUAAGCUUCAGACUGACAUGAAAGUGUUCUUAGCUACAGAUCAAAUGAGGAACACUGGCAGCAACACAUCGAGAAUAUCAACACAAAACAAAGGCAUUAAUACUCAACCAAAGCCCCUCACGGAUGAAAAUUUUGACUUUGAGCUUUCUUUCUUUGAACAAUCUACAAACACAGAUGGAGUUAUGUAUAAGAAACGUGACAAUACUAUUCAAACAGCUGAUGUUGGUGUUAGCAGUGAUUCAGUGGAGAAAGAGUAUGACGACGAGGAGAUUAAAGAAGAUUAUUACGAAACAUAUACAACAAAAAAAUUUGAAGAACAAGUGCCAAUCACUUCCAAUUCCAAUGACUCCAAUUAUUCCAUUACAAGAAAAAUUAUCACUGAAGAACAACCAGUGAACACUGGAUAUACAACUACAACUAAGCGCAUCACUUCUUCAAUACCUGUAGCCAUUGGCUCAAGUGGUAGCAGUUCUGUCACCUCAGGUUAUAGCAGCAGUUAUCAUGGUGGUUCUUACGGUGGUUCAGGAAUUAAUCAUGGCAUCAUAGAUAGCUUAGAUGAAACCGAUGACUCUGGUGAAUCAACAACACGUACAGUAGAAACAACACGCAUCAUCGGUCAGGAACCUUUUGCUCGUGGUUACUCCAUAUCCAGCAGAUCUAGUAUUGGACAUACAUACAUUGAACCAACAGACUUUGUGAGCAGUCACAUCAUUCAAGCCAAGGAGUCCAUCAAAACAAAUCCUAAUCCUUAUGAUUAUGGUACAGAUUUCUCUGGUCUCCGUCACAUGAAAAGAAGAACUAACAUUGAAACAGAUGAUUCUAGUUCAGUAGAUAACAGCUAUUCAAGAAUAUCAACAUCACCAUCAUCUUCAUAUACAUCAAAAAUAACCACCGAUCGAAGACAAAAAGAAGUGGAAUAUGAACCUUGUCAACUAAAAGAUGUAACAAUUACCGAAGAAGAUGUAGAAAAUGCCCAAGGUUAUAUGAGAUAUCUGUCUGAUAAAAAUAAAGAUGGAAGUCCAAAAACUAAAACAAUGUCAACAAGUGAUUUAGGGUUUGAUGAAGAAGCUGAAGAAACCAUGACAACAGUAAAAACGGUUCGAACUGUUCAGGGGGGUAGUGAUUCUUCUCAAAACAAAAUGAAAAGAAAUUCCAAGGAAGUUGAUAUGAACAAAUUUAUGAACAUUGGCGGAGAAAGUAAUCUUAUGGAAACAAGUGCUGAUUCAGGUUUUGGGUCUGGAUAUUCAAUUACUAAAAGUGUAAGAACAUUAGAAAUAACAGGUGAUGGCAAGGGCAGACGAACAGAAACACGAUCUGUAAUGGGACCAGAUGGUGAGGUUACUACCACACUUAUUGGUGAUAAUUCAGGGGAUGCUAAAAGUGCUGAAUUUAAUAGAUCUGAAUUUAUGAAAUCCGAGUUAUCACGUUUAGCUGGCAGAUCUGAUUCCAGUAUGAGUACAUCGUUGGGUGGUAGAGAAACCUACUAUUCCUCAUCUUAUCCAAGCGACGAGAAUCAGCAGACAUCUAGUUCAGAAAGUCAUUCCUUCUCUUCUGAUGUUCAGCUGGGUGAUAGUAAAUAUGAUUCACUUAAAUCCUGUAUAAAGAGAAGUAAAUCAGACACUCAAGUUAAACGAGGAAUAACUUUUGCUGAUUCGGUUGUUGGAGGAACUGGAUUGAGUAGUGAGGAUAGCGAUAGAGAAUCUGAUAGUGAUUCUGCUAGUUAUGAUGAGGGUUCAUAUGAUGGUAGACAAGGAAAGAUUGUUUAUUCAUGUCAAGAUGAUGUUGUUAUAGCUUCUGGUGUACCUGGUGCUCAGAUGUUUGAUCAAAAUAUCAGAGAAACUUUUGAAUUAUCUUCUUCUCUGAGAGGUGCCUGUGUCAUUGUAGCUAAUUAUUUAGAAGAUUCAACAACAGUACAAACUAGACAACUGAAUACUGCCAGGAAUACCAUUAUGAAUGAAUGGUUUCAAGUAACCAACAAUAAAUUAGCCAAUGCCUAUCAAAUAGAAGAUUAUAUGUCUUCAUUUAAUGAAAUUUCUAGAUCACUGUUGAAAUAUAUUGUUAAUAUGACAGAUGACAAUGGAAACACAGCUAUACACUAUGCUGUAUCACAUUGUAAUUUUGAAGUGGUUAGUUUAUUAUUAGAUACAGAGGCUUGUGAUAUAGACAAACCUAACAAAGCAGGCUAUACAGCUUUGAUGUUAGCAGCUUUAGCUUCUGAACAAACAUCAGAGUUACGUGCUGUUGUACAACGCCUGUUUUCACAAGGAAACAUAAAUGCUAAAGCUUCACAGGCAGGACAAACAGCAUUAAUGUUGGCUGUAAGUCAUGGCAGAACUAACAUGGUACGUUUGCUAUUAGAUGCUGGAGCAGAUGUUAAUCAGAGAGAUGAUGACGGCUCAACAGCCUUGAUGUGUGCUUGUGAACAUGGUCACACAGAGAUUGUUAAGCUUCUACUGGGACAGGUGGACUGUGAUGCAUCUUUAACUGAUAAUGAUGGCAGUACCGCCUUGGAAAUAGCUAUGGAGGCAGGCCACAAGGAUAUCGGUGUUAUUUUAUAUGCACAUCUUAAUUUCUCCAAACAAGCAUCUCCUGCUAUACCUAGAAGACGUAAGAACUCCAAUUCCCCAACAAACAGAGGUGUUCAUCAGCAUUAGCAGAAUUAAAGGAAACUAUGCUGUAACAGUGUGAACUAUAAUUUAGGGGAGAUAAUUACCCAUAGACAAGUUAUAUACUGAUUUAUUAAGUAUAGUUGUCAUGUAUGAAACUUUUGUGCCAUGUAAUAUAUUUUACUAGAGUGUAUAGAUCUAGAUAAUAAAACAAUAAUGUAGAUAUAGCUAUAGAUAUGUAUAGACAGACUGUAUAUCAUAGAUGGACAGAAGGAAUAAUUCCUCUCCUAACUCUGUAUAUUAUUCACCCUUCAUUUAUUUUCUACCUCUUGUAGUACAAUUGAGAUUAGUUAUUCGUAGAGAAUUGUGGCAGGUUGUGUCUUUUAUUCCUGUUAAUUGUACCAGUUUAUUUCUGCUAAUUGUUCUAAGGUGUUUUUUUUAUUCCUGACUAUUAAUCUAGGUCAUUCACAUUCUCUUUCAAAUGAAUAUUUUUUUUUUAAAAUUUGUUUUAUUUGUUACAUCUUAAAGUGUUGUGUCUAUUUUUGGAAAUAUUUUUUCUUUAUUAUAAAAUUUCCAAUGUAAUUUGUCAAGAGAAGUUAUUAUAGAUAAAAUUUUAAUUGUAUAUAGUAGCUUAAGAUGUAAAGUGCGAUAAAUAUGAUAUUUUAUCUAUGUAUGUAUAUAACGAAAGAAAUAGUACAUGUUAGACGAUGUCUGAAUACUUGCUAUUUUAGGGUUGUGUUGUAUAUUAAAGUUAUUAAAUGCCAGAAAAUUUUCUUCGUCCUUUUAUAAUUCCUAUGCAUUUGUUAACUUAUAUAAAUAUAUACACCUAAUUAUAAAUAUAUUUACAUUAUGCCAUUAUAUUUUUGGGUAUUUUAAGCUAAUCCCCUAUAUUCCUGAAUGUGUAGUGAGCGAGGAGAUAAGUCCAGAUUUUCUCUGCUAAAGAUGUAUGUGAAAACAUUAAAAUCGUUCAGUGAAUUGUUAUAUGUAGAGUAUGUUUGGAAAACUAGACUUUUAAUUUUGUCAGGUUGAAAACAAAUAGAUUCUUAUAUUUAAGAAUUCAGGUUCUUUCGGGUCAAGAAUUCAAUUUCUGUCAGAUUAAGAAUUCACUUUCUGUCAGGUAAAUAAUUCAAUUUUUAUCAGGUUUUGAAUUUAAAUUCUGUCCAGUUGAAAUCGUUCACUUGGACAAAAUUAUAUUAAUGAAAUGUGAAAUGCAUAUUAGAACAAGUUCAGUAAGUAAAUAUUGUAGAUCUGUGUCAUUCUUAUUUUCUAGAAAUUAAUUUUUUUUUUUGAAGAAAUUACAUUGAACAUUAUGAAUAUUGUUAUUAAAUGUUUGUCAUACACAUAUAAUAUAAUAUAAUAUAAUAUAAUAGAUAAAUUUAAGCCUAUCUUAUAUCCAUCUAAAAUUAUAUUUAGUUUAAUUUCCUUUAAAAUCGUUUUAUCUCAAUACCUUUAUAGCUCAGUUAAGUUAUAGUUUAUAAAUUUUAUACUAUAUAUUAUACAUUCUAUCUUUAAGUACAUAGCAACAAUAUCCAUUAUUGGCAUUUUAUUACAGUAAAGAACAUAAUAGAUACUAUUGUACUGACAAUACAUGGUUUUAGGGAUAAACUUGACAUAAAUAUACAAUAUAUUUAUAAGCGGCUUACUCAUCCAUAAAAUAUGGCAUAUGGCAUAAUAAAAUGCUUUGAAACUAU